AAGGCGCGCGCGGCGCCCAGCGCCCGCAGAGCACCCGGCGGCGCCGACCCCCGCAGCAGAGCACGCGCCGAUCCCUGCUCCGAGGCGCCGCCGCGCUCCCGUGAGGACAUCGCUCGCCGGUGGCGGGAGCCGCUCGCCCGCUCUCCCUGCAGGUUGGUCAGAGGCGGAUGCUCGCCAUGGGGCCAGCCGCUGUUCUCGCCCUCAUCCUCCUGGCGGUCAACGGCCCGGAAGCCAAGCGCACGGCAGAGUCCAGGAGUGAUGAUAACAGCGUCUUUGAUCUCUUUGAACUCGCUGGCUUUUCUCGCAAGGCAGCUGGGCGCCGGGCACCUGGGGUGCACCUGGUGAAGGGGCCAGAGUCCUCCAGCCCUGCUUACCGCAUUGAAGAUGCCAGUCGCAUCCCUGCUGUCCCUGACUCCAAGUUCCAAGACUUGUUAGAUAUCAUCCAUGCUGAGAAGGGCUUCAUCCUUCUGGCCACUCUCCGGCAAGCCAAGAAGAGCAGAGGCACGCUGCUGGCUGUGGAACGGAAGGAUGGCUCUGGUCAUGUCUUCAGUCUAGUUUCAAAUGGCAAGGCAGGCACCUUGGACCUGAGUCUCUCCGGUGAUGGCAAGCAGCAGUUAGUGUCCGUAGAGGAUGCCUUGUUAGCUACAGGACAUUGGAAGAACAUCACCUUGUUUGUGGAAGAAGACCGGGCUCAGCUUUAUGUGGGGUGUGAGAAAAUGGAGAAUGCUGAACUGGACAUUCCCAUCCAAAACAUCUUCACCAGAGACCUGGCCAGCAGUGCCAGGCUCCGUAUUGCCAAAGGGGGAGUCAAUGACAACUUCCAGGGACUGUUGCAGAAUGUGCGGUUCGUGUUUGGAACGACUCUGGAAACUAUCCUGAGGAACAAAGGCUGCUCCAGCUCCACUAGUGCAAUCAUUACUUUGGACAACCCCAUGAAUGGUUCCAGCCCAGCUAUCCGCACUAAUUACAUUGGACAUAAAACAAAGGACAUUCAAGCAGUCUGUGGCUUUUCCUGUGAUGAAUUAACUAACAUGUUUGUGGAACUGCAAGGGCUACGGUCCAUGGUUACAACACUUCAAGACAGAGUUCGCAAAGUGACUGAAGAAAAUGAACUGAUUGCCAAAGUGGUCCAGAUCACUCCUGGAGUAUGCAUUCAUAAUGGGAUCUUGCACAAAAAUAAGGAAGAAUGGACUAUUGACAGCUGCACUAAAUGUACUUGCCAGAAUUCUGCCACUAUAUGCCGGAAAGUGUCUUGUCCUCUCAUGCCUUGUUCUAAUGCCACUGUGCCUGAUGGGGAGUGCUGUCCCCGAUGCUGGCCUAGCGACUAUGCAGAUGAUGGAUGGUCUCCUUGGUCUGAAUGGACUUCAUGUUCAGUGACAUGUGGGAAUGGGAUUCAGCAGAGAGGGCGUUCCUGUGACAGUCUCAACAACCGCUGCGAAGGGUCUUCUGUGCAGACUCGGACUUGCCACCUUCAGGAGUGUGAUAAGAGAUUUAAACAGGAUGGUGGCUGGAGCCACUGGUCACCAUGGUCAUCAUGUUCUGUCACUUGUGGCACGGGCAUGAUCACUAGAAUUCGCCUCUGCAACUCUCCAGUACCACAGCUGAAUGGCAAGCCUUGUGAGGGUGAGGCAAGAGAAACUAAGCCCUGCCAGAAAGAUCCUUGCCCAAUUAAUGGCAACUGGGGACCAUGGUCUCCAUGGGAUGCUUGCACAGUGACAUGUGGAGGAGGACUUCAGAAACGCAGCCGUCUCUGCAAUAAUCCUGAGCCUCAGUACGGUGGGAAGACCUGUGUAGGUGAGGCUAAAGGAACUCAGGUUUGCAACAAACAGGACUGUCCAGUUGAUGGGUGUCUGUCUAAUCCCUGCUUUGCGGGAACUGUGUGUACAAGCUCCCCUGAUGGUUCUUGGAAGUGUGGUGCCUGUCCUGCUGGCUACCAUGGUGAUGGUAUCCACUGCCAAGAUAUUGAUGAGUGCAAAGAAGUUCCUGAUGCCUGCUUUGUCUUCAAUGGAGUGCACAGGUGUGAGAAUACUGAACCCGGAUACAACUGUCUGCCUUGUCCACCACGUUUCACUGGGUCACAGCCAUUUGGUCGCAGUGUUGAGGAUGCCAUGGCAAACAAACAGGUCUGCAAGCCACGUAAUCCAUGCACAGAUGGAACACACGAUUGCAACAAGAAUGCCAAAUGCAACUAUCUUGGCCACUUCAGUGACCCAAUGUAUCGUUGUGAAUGUAAACCAGGCUAUGCUGGCAAUGGCAUAAUUUGCGGAGAAGAUACUGACUUGGAUGGAUGGCCAAAUGAGAACCUUGUCUGUGUUGCCAAUGCCACUUACCACUGUAAAAAAGAUAACUGCCCUAAUCUCCCCAACUCUGGGCAGGAAGACUAUGAUAAAGAUGGGAUUGGUGAUGCCUGUGAUAAUGACGAUGAUGACGAUGGUAUUCCUGAUGACCGGGACAACUGCCCAUUCAUCUACAACCCACAGCAGUAUGACUAUGACAGGGAUGAUGUUGGUGACCGUUGCGAUAACUGCCCCUACAAUCACAACCCUGAUCAGACUGACACUGACAACAAUGGAGAAGGAGAUGCAUGUGCAGUGGACAUUGAUGGAGAUGGGGUCCUCAAUGAAAGGGACAACUGCCAAUAUGUCUACAAUGUAGACCAGAGGGAUACAGACUUGGAUGGUGUUGGAGAUCAGUGUGACAACUGUCCACUGGAACAUAAUCCUGACCAGGAAGAUACUGACUCUGACCGUAUAGGUGAUGAGUGUGACAACAACCAGGACAUAGAUGAAGAUGGUCAUCAAAAUAAUCUUGAUAACUGCCCUUAUGUGCCCAAUGCCAAUCAAGCUGAUCAUGACAAGGAUGGAAAAGGUGAUGCUUGUGACCAUGAUGAUGACAAUGAUGGUAUUCCUGAUGACAAAGAUAACUGCAGAUUGGUUGCCAACCCAGAUCAAGCAGAUUCUGAUGGUGAUGGACGUGGAGAUGCUUGCAAAGAUGACUUUGACCAAGACAGUGUACCAGAUAUUGAUGACAUAUGCCCUGAAAACGUGGACAUCAGUGAGACUGACUUCCGAAGGUUUCAGAUGAUUCCCUUGGAUCCCAAAGGAACAUCCCAAAAUGAUCCAAACUGGGUUGUACGUCACCAGGGUAAAGAACUGGUUCAGACAGUCAACUGUGACCCUGGCCUUGCAGUUGGUUUUGAUGAAUUCAAUGCUGUGGACUUCAGUGGCACCUUCUUUAUCAAUACAGAAAGGGAUGAUGAUUAUGCUGGCUUUGUAUUUGGCUACCAAUCUAGCAGUCGUUUCUAUGUUGUCAUGUGGAAGCAGAUUACUCAGUCUUACUGGGACUCCACACCAACCAAAGCUCAAGGCUACUCAGGUCUCUCCAUCAAGGUUGUGAAUUCCACCACAGGUCCAGGAGAACACCUUCGUAAUGCUCUGUGGCACACAGGAAACACUCCUGGCCAGGUGAGAACUUUGUGGCAUGACCCUCGUCACAUAGGCUGGAAAGACUUCACUGCAUACAGAUGGCGCCUUAGCCAUAGACCAAAGACUGGCUUCAUCAGAGUUGUAAUGUAUGAGGGGAAGAAAAUCAUGGCCGACUCAGGACCAAUCUAUGAUAAAACCUAUGCUGGGGGUCGUCUAGGAUUAUUUGUCUUCUCUCAAGAAAUGGUGUUCUUCUCAGAUCUUAAAUAUGAAUGCAGAGAUCCAUAAUCCCAAGGUUACUGGAUUCAGAGACUAUUUUAAAAUGCUGGUAUUGCACCUUCUGAAACAUUUAGCCUUACAAAUCCUGGGACCAUUAUAUUAUUCCUUCCUUUCUUCCUCCUGCAUAAAUGUGGACUCGAAACAUUACCUGCCUCAAGAGAAUGGUUUUGAGAGAAUAGAAGUGAGAACAUACUUGCAUCUGACCUCUGAAAUGGAAGGAAACAAAUGUCUUGCAAAUAAGAAUUGUCUUCACUGAAAAAGCACACUUCUUUCAGUCAGAAAGACAUUUGUUUGUUUAUCACAGUGCAUUGUCACUGCCUCUAACUGGAGGUCCCAUGGAGUAGCAUUUUGUAAAAAGAACAUCUCUGGAUGUGCUGUGGACUACUUAAACUGAAGACCUUUCAUUGUGUGGGGGAAAGGGGUUUUGGGUGGGAGGGUGAACUCUCAAAUCUUUUCUUUAUGGGGGGUGGAGGUUUUUUUUAAUGGGGGUCUCUGCUACCUUGGUUUACAUCCAUUUAAUUUGCAGAAAUUAUCCUUUUGUAUGUUGCAUCUUUCAGAUGAAAAUAGCCCUUGACUUUUUUGUGGUGAACUAGAUCAGCUGCUCUAUAACACAGGACAAAAGAGAUAUCCCAGAACUGCUCUCCAUGAAGGGAGGGGAAGGAGGAUGCAAUUGGCACACUGGAUCACACCAGCUUUGGGAGAACUGGGAUUUACAAUAAGAUUCUGUUUCCUGGUUAGAUGCAGACCUUUCUUACCUUUUUAAAUGUUUUCUUUCACCUGUGGUGUGAGAACGCCACCAUCUCAACUAGCACUGUGCUGUCCUUCAGGAAGAAACCAGCAUGUGCUUCAUAUUUUAUGGUUAGCUUCAUAUUUUAUGGUUAAAAAGGCACAAAAUAGAACAGUAAUAAAAACAUUCCUUUUCUACAUGCCAUAGAUGCUUUAAGCCCCUCGCUUCAGAGGGGAGGGGAAGGGGCCUGUAGAUAAAAUACUGAAAUUGUAAAAUAUUUAUUUUUAACUAUCCUUGAUAUUAUAAUGACUGAUGGAUUAUUGAUUUAAAAAAAAUGCAUCAAGACUAUCCACCAUUAUUACAAGUCUUCACGACUGUAGGAUUGUAAAUACAGAUUAUUUAUUAACUCUGUUCUAUAGUGAAACUAGAGGGUUUUUCGUUAAGCGAAAUCUUGUCGGGAGCAGAUACUGGUAAUGUAUUAGUUACAAAGAGCAAUUUUCCCAUAAUGGCUUUGAGGCACAGGGAAAAGCAGCAGGGUGGGGAAUGGAAUGUUUGUUUUUUCUCAGUCUGAGCUCAGCAUUGGCUUUUCCUUUCUUUGUGCAAGGCAGUUGGUUGCCUGGCAGGCAACUGUUCUGCAGUAUUAAAACUCAAGUCCUUCUAGAUGGUAGCAGUUCCUGUCUCAUCCAUCGAGCUAGGGCUGAGGGAAUGGCAUUUAGCAUUAUAGCAAUUUAGUGCUGUGAAAGGUCAGCUGUGUUUUACCACUGGUCAGCAGGACUGACUUUCAAGCAGAACUGGCCCAGAGGAGAUCACAGAAAGAGACAGCAACCAUCCAGUCUUGCUGUUUGUGUCACUGCACACAAAUUCUUGAAACUAGCACUGCGCAGCUACGAAGGAAGGAAUUCUUCACAGCCUAGACAGAAUUUCAGGAGCUCCUUGCAAAAAAGGGAGAGGGCUUGAUGUACAUGAACAGAAGACUCAUUUCCCCAAUAGAAGGGGCAGCAUUCUUACACCUAUAUGAUUUCCUUGUCUUUUCAAAAAAGGAAAAGAAACACAGUGAAAGUUUUACGUACAAAUAUUACCUCAUUAUUGUAUGACUGAGAAAAACCUUUGGAUUAAGCAGAGUUCAAAUGUCUAACAAACUUUAAAGCUACUGUAGUACUGAAGAGUUAAUGCUGUACAUAGUCAAAAAUUCGUUGCGGAAAAGUAUAUUCCCAGUAAGGAAAUAGCAUUGGAAAAAAAUGUUAAAUACAAUUUCUAAUAUUGUGUUAUAUUUUUAUUGUCAUCUUGUAUACCAUUGCUUGUGUUUUUAUAAAUUAUUUUUGUCAUUGCCAUUGUAAUAGUUAAUCACAUAACUGUGUAGAUAUGCUAUUUAAAUAAUUUAUCAUGAAAUGCUACCUGUAGAGUUAGUAUUUCUAUUUUUAUAAAAUAUUUGCACACUGAACUGAAGUUUUUUGCUUCCUUCUUCCCAAUGUUUUUUCUAGUGUUAUUUUCUAAGAACCUGCUUUUUUGUAAACAUUUUUAACCAUUUUCCAUUUUAAAGUUGUGUAAGAUGUACAAUAAAACUUCUUACAGAGGACAAUAAACCACCAUGGACAUAUAUAUUUA
This is a messenger RNA of Numida meleagris (helmeted guineafowl), 6033 nucleotides long. It is a transcript of the gene THBS1, whose product is annotated as thrombospondin 1. NCBI's taxonomy places the organism in Eukaryota, Metazoa, Chordata, Aves, Galliformes, Numididae. Gene Ontology annotation, cellular component: extracellular region. The transcript is spliced from 22 exons. The record is from RefSeq and is a predicted model, not a curated record. Gene Ontology annotation, molecular function: protein binding; calcium ion binding. Gene Ontology annotation, biological process: cell adhesion; negative regulation of angiogenesis. The coding region runs from base 168 to 3710 and encodes 1180 amino acids.